This is a messenger RNA of Linnemannia hyalina, 2139 nucleotides long. Lineage: Eukaryota; Fungi; Mortierellomycota; Mortierellomycetes; Mortierellales; Mortierellaceae. The record is from the annotation of a GenBank genome assembly.
AUGGCGGUGACAGAUGGUCUUGUCCCUCAACGCCAGGCACCACCGCCCCCACGGCCCUCUACUUCCAGCAACAAGUCGCUCUCACUUCAACUGUCGGCAGGAUCCGUACCACAGUCACCCGCUUCGUCCUUUGGCUCGACACCUACUUCGCCCCUCCACCUCAGCGAACACAACAUCAGCCCCAAGGAGACUAACACUCAGUCGUCCAGGGACCAUAUUCAACCUCAAGUGCCAGCCCCACCUCGUGUGCCCCCACCCAAGAAGGGGCCCCCUCCACCCCAAAAGCCCUCAAGACACAAUAACGACUAUAGAUCCCCUCAGGAUGCAAUGCGCUCAUACCCUACCGAGAACACCAUCAGCCUGACCACCCACCACCACCACACGUCCUCGCCAAAGUCCUCCUACAGUAGUCGUUCACACCAGCACUACGACUCUUCCUCAGAGUACUCCUCCAACCGAUCAACUUUCAAAGGCGUCUUUAGCAAUAUCGUCAACUCCAUGACAGACCUGCUGUCCUCUGACAAGAAGAUGGAGAUCUCCUCUCCCUACAACCCUGUCCAUUUGACCCAUGUGGGAUAUAACCUCGACACAGGAGAGUUCACAGGUUUGCCCAAGGAAUGGCAGCAAUUGUUGCAAGAGUCAGGAAUCUCAAAGCAGGAUCAGGCCGCCCAUCCCCAGGCCGUCAUCGACAUUAUUGGAUUCUACACCGACAGUCAGGAGGGCAAACAAAACGAUGCUGUUUGGCAAAAGUUCGGACAUAACCCUGCCGACAGCAAACCAGGAAAGCCAAGUCCAUCGUCGACUGUCAGCAGUAUUUCGUCUCAGAAACCCCAGACUCCAAAGGAAGAACGCGAGAAGCCCACUUCUCCUCCUCCUACUGCCCCACGCCAACAAGUCUUUGAGAAUCCUCGAGUCCCUCCUUCGCCUCACCAGGCCAAAAAGCUGCCCGUCAAGCCAACAGAUUUGACUCCAGUGGAGAAGACAGAGGCAUUAGAAAAGAUUGAUACGGAUUCAAGCCCUGUUUCGCCUCCUGUAGUCUCACCCGUCAUAGCGCCUGCUCAGGCUCAGCCUCAACCACCCCGGGUGCCCCCAACCAAGCCCAAGAAGCCAUCAGUGCCUGUUAUUGCCCCUCUUGCGGCCAUCCCACCUUUCAAGGGCAACCCUUCGCCUUCUUCCGCCAGCCAGCAGCAGCAGCACCACCAACAACAACAGCAGGCACCACCAAAGCGCCGCGAGAAGAAGCCCGAAGUCAGCUCUCAGGAUGUGAUUCGUCGUUUGCAGGCAAUUUGCACGGAUGCAGACCCAACAAAGCUGUACCGUAACUUGGUCAAGAUUGGACAGGGGGCUUCAGGAGGGGUCUACACUGCCUACCAGGUCGGCACCAACCUGUCGGUUGCUAUUAAGCAGAUGAACCUGGAGCAGCAGCCCAAGAAGGACUUGAUCAUCAACGAGAUCUUGGUCAUGAAGGAGUCGAGCCACAAGAACAUUGUCAACUAUAUCGACUCUUUCUUGUGGAGAGGAGAUCUCUGGGUCGUCAUGGAGUACAUGGAGGGCGGCAGCUUGACUGAAGUCGUCACCACCAACGAGAUGGCCGAUCCACAAAUUGGAGCCGUCUGUCGCGAGACUCUCUUGGGAUUGGAGCAUCUGCACUCAAAGGGCGUCAUUCACAGAGAUAUCAAGUCGGACAACGUGCUUUUGUCCCUGAACGGAGACAUCAAGCUGACUGACUUCGGGUUCUGUGCGCAGUUGAAGGAGAGUCAAGGAAAGAGGACGACGAUGGUCGGUACACCUUACUGGAUGGCACCUGAGGUGGUGACGCGGAAGGAGUACGGACCCAAGGUUGAUAUCUGGUCCUUGGGUAUCAUGGCCAUCGAGAUGUUGGAAGGCGAGCCUCCAUACCUUAACGAGAAUCCACUUCGCGCUCUCUACUUGAUUGCGACGAAUGGAACACCGGCCCUGCAGAACCCUGAAAAGUUAUCGUAUGAGUUCAAGGACUUUUUGGCACAGUGUUUGGAGGUUGAUCCCGAGAAGCGUCCUACGGCGAGCGAGUUGUUGAAGCACCCGUUCUUGGUCAAGGCCCACUCUGUCCGGACAUUGGCCCCUCUUAUCCGUGCCGCCAAGGAGUCUCAACGCCAUUAA